CUAAGCCUUUCAGUCCUCCUGAGCAAGCAAGGCACCUCUUCUCUACAUACCCUGCCACAGCAGCUUGGAGCCCACGGAGUAAAUAGAUCUUAUUAGAGGAGGAGACAGUUCUUGGGAAUGAUAAAACAAAGAGCAAAGCAAGAAUUGCCGGGCCGUCUGGGUGCCUCAAUGGCUGAGGAAAAGCUGAUGCCCAGAUAUAACUGCAACGUCAGUGAAGUUACCAUUGUGAACCUGCAGCCCAAGAAGAAUCCCAUCCUCAUCCUGCCAAAAGAGAAGCCAGGAAGUGAACAUAGAAACUCUGGUUUCCAUCCUCCUUCUCCCAGGAUGUCAGAAAAGAGGAUAGCCCAGGGAGAGAAAAAUCUGUGGCCUGAAAAGGUAAGAAAAGAGGGGCCUUUGUCUCCAGGCUUGCAUCGUGCGAAUGAGUCGAGUAGCACAGAGAACAUUGCCCUGAAAAGGCCAGUGAAGUUGGCUCCCCUGGAGAUCCCUGUGGAAGUGAAAGAAGCCCAGCUCCAAAAGAUUAUGAGCAUCCAGAGAGAAGCCCAAAUGGCUGCUCAGAAGCUGACAGCUAUCAACUCCAUCAGCAAUGAACCCCAUGUGAAAAGAGUGAAGAAUCUCUCCCAGGGGGAGCUGGAAAACCUUCAUAAGAUAAGGCUGAAUGAGAAAGCUGCAAUGGAGAAUAAAGAUAAUCCCCUUUCUCCUAAAAGCAGCAGGCCCCUGGGAGAAAUUCAAGUUAUUUUGCCUCCAGAGACAAGCUCAAAGUUGACUAAGCAACCAGGUGUUGGAGAGGCUCCUAAGACACUUCAUAAGCUGUUAAUCCCCACUCUCCAAGUGGACAUGCAUGAAGAGUCUAACAGCCCUGACAGCAUCCCUGAUCCUCACCAGAACACUUCUAGACGCCGAUUCAGGGUAAAGCACGUGAAAGAGCAGCAAGAAGACCACGGGAAAGCCACACCCUUAAAGGUCAUGGAUCCAAGUGUGGGAGAAGGCAAGAAGAAAUCUGCAGGUCAACGAACACAAAAAACCCUGAGCGAUGCAAGCAAGCUCAUUGAGAAUGUAGCCAAAAAGCAGAAGGAGAGAGGAGCACAGCAAGGGGAAACAGAUGAAGCUUCUUUUGUAAGGAAACAGUCUACUCGAAGGAUGGCCUUGGGAGACAUCAUCCAGGUAGAUGAAGACUGAAUAUCAUGAUAUUGGUCAUGCACGGGAGAUUUAGACACAACAGCUACCCAGUAAAGUGCUUUAGACUGACUGCUUAGAAGUCUUCAGAAGAGUAUCUAGAAGCAUUAGUAGACCACAAAGUGAAAAGAUUAGCGUUGUUGAACAUCUUCAUACUUUCUGAGAUGCACAGAAGUGUCAAAUAUCCUCCUACUCUGUUCAGUACUAGAAAUGCCCUGGCUGAAGUCCUGAGCCUCAUGUGGAGUACAACAUUUCAAGACAGAUGUGGACUAUGCAGGGAAAAUCUAGUUGUGUCAUGGGUGGAAGGACCCAGAGAAAAGCAGGAUCCUGGAAAAUCUUGUAUUUGGUGCAAGACUGAAAGAAAUAACUUUAUUUGCUUUUGAGAAUAGAGCCCUGCCCUUUUCAUCUGUGGCUGAAAAGAAAGGAAAGACUUUGAAGAAAGUCUUCAAAGACGUUGAAGAAAGACUGAAAAUGUUCUUCAUAUCCACUUUGAGCAGGACAAAAAGUAAUUUGCUUAAAAUUUAGCAAGAAACGUUUAAGGUAGAAAAGGAGAAAUAAUUUUAAAGACAAUAAACACCAAACAAUGCUGUUUACAGAGAUGAGAAUCUCUGUCAUUGAAAUUUUAAAUAAUACAUUAGACAAACACCUGCCAAGAAUGACUUCAGAAAAGUUAAUCCUUCACUCAGGCACAACAAGGGCUAGACGAUCUGUAAAGACUUUUCAUCCCUAUUUUCUUGUGUUUUACAACCUGUCUCUUUCAGUUAUGCAGUUGCAGGGCUACUAACCAUGUCAUCAUCCUUUAGCACAAAAA
This is a messenger RNA of Anas platyrhynchos (mallard), 1984 nucleotides long. The record is from RefSeq and is a predicted model, not a curated record. NCBI's taxonomy places the organism in Eukaryota, Metazoa, Chordata, Aves, Anseriformes, Anatidae.